Messenger RNA from Danio rerio (zebrafish), 4862 nucleotides. Lineage: Eukaryota; Metazoa; Chordata; Actinopteri; Cypriniformes; Danionidae. The record is from RefSeq and is a predicted model, not a curated record.
AUGAGUCUGGUGUCUGGGUUUGGGCCGCUGAUCACCGCUGGAAUCUUCUCCGCUACGCUCUCUUCUGCUCUGGCGUCUCUGGUCAGCGCUCCUAAAGUCUUCCAGGCUUUGUGUAAAGAUAAAAUCUACCCAGGAAUCCACGUGUUUGCUAAAGGAUACGGCAAGAACAAAGAGCCGCUGCGAGCGUAUGUGCUGACCUUCAUCAUCGGCCUGGCCUUCAUCCUGAUUGCGGAGCUAAACAUCAUCGCCCCCAUCAUCUCCAACUUCUUCUUGGCUUCAUACGCUCUGAUCAACUUCUCCGUCUUCCACGCCUCGCUGGCCAACUCUCCAGGCCAGUGUUUGCUUUUACUUCACUACUGCACUCACGUACACUUGUACAAGUGUCUAACGCCAAUUUAUUAUGUGUGUUCUCCUGCAGAUGUGAACUGGGGCUCGUCCACACAGGCUCUGAUGUAUAAUCAGGCACUGACACACAGUCUGCAUCUCACCGGUGUGGAGGAUCACAUCAAGAACUUCAGGCCUCAGUGUCUCCUCAUGUGUGGAUAUCCAAACUCCAGACCGGCGCUGCUCUACCUCACACACACCUUCACUAAAGAUAUGGGUCUGAUGAUCUGCGGACAUGUCAGGACUGGUUACCGGCGGCCCAACUAUAAGGAGAUGCUGAAUGAGCAGGCCCGCUAUCAGCGCUGGCUCCUGAAGAUGAGAAUCAAAGCCUUCUACAGUCCAGUGUUUGCAGAUGACCACAGACAGGGGGCCCAGUACCUGCUGCAGGCCGCUGGUUUGGGUCGCCUGAAACCAAACACACUAGUUUUGGGCUUUAAGAACAACUGGAGAGACGGAGACAUGAGGGAUGUGGAGACGUACAUCAACAUCAUCCACUCCACUGCUGUUUCUGCAGAUGAGUUUCUGUCCUCGCAGGAGAAAACUCCAGCAAUGAAGGAUCCGCUGGUCUCCAUCAACAUCAAGGACUUCGACAGCGACUCCUCCAAACCCUCGUCUAAAAGUACCAGCUGUCAGAGCAGCCCGCUCAUCUUCAGAGACAGUAAGAAGCCUCAGCUGAAGCUCAGCGCUGCGGAUGAGAAGCUCCUGUCCGCCAGUCAGCAGUUCCAGAAGAAGCAGAGCAAAGGAACCAUCGAUGUGUGGUGGCUGUUCGAUGAUGGAGGUUUGACGCUUUUGAUUCCUUAUUUGCUCACCAAUAAAAAGAAAUGGCGCGACUGUAAGAUUCGUGUGUUUAUUGGAGGAAAGAUAAACAGGAUCGACCACGACCGCAGAGCAAUGGCGGCGUUACUCAGUAAGUUCAGGAUUGACUUCUCGGACAUCACCGUUCUCGGAGACAUCAACAUCAAGCCCAAGAAACACAAUAAGCAGGUGUUUCAGGAGAUGACGGAGCCCUACAGACUGAGGGAGGAUGAUAUGGAGCAGGAGGCGGCGGAGAAGCUGAAAGCUGACGAGCCCUGGAGGAUCACAGAUAACGAGCUGGAGCUCUACAGGUCAAAGUCGAAUCGUCAGAUCAGACUCAACGAGCUUCUGCAGGAGCACUCCAGCACAGCCAACCUCAUCGUCAUCACCAUGCCGUUGGCCAGAAAGGGGACGGUGUCCAGCGCGCUCUACAUGUCCUGGCUGGACACGCUGUCCAAAGAUCUGCCUCCGAUUCUUCUGGUCCGAGGAAACCAUCAGAGCGUUCUGACCUUCUACUCCUGAACACAGACACAAUCAGGACACUUGCAGAACUCCUAACCCCAAAACUGCUCUAACAUCUAACACACUGAGCACAGAUCUUCUCAGUUAUUUGUAAAUAUGUUUAUUAAUGACUCUUAUUCUAGAAGAAGCAUGUGAAGCAGUAGGUGCGUCCCACAUCCUGUAUUUAUUCACUAUUCUACGCCAUAUUUCAGGAUAAAUCGUGUGCGUUCAUGCUGAUGAUCAAAUAAUAAUAACUCCGAAAGAAGAGGCACACUUCACAUCGCCAGGGAGGAGCCACUGAUAUAGAGGAGGAGCUGAUGGUGAAGGGGAGGGGCUACUGAUUCAGAUGAAGAGCUAUGGGUGACGAGGAGGAGCUAAUGAUAGAGGAGCAGCUAAUGAAGAUGAAGGGGAGGGGCUAUUGAUGAUAUGGAAGAGCUACUGAUUAAGGGGAGGAGCUGCUGAUAUAGGGGAGGAGCUUGAUGGUGGAGAGGGGCUACUAAUGUAGAGGAGGUGCUGAUGAUUAAGGGGAGGAGCUAAUGAUAGAGGAGUAGCUAAUGGUGAAGGGGAGGGGCUGAUGAGAUGGAGGAGCUACUGAAUAAGGGGAGGAGCUAAUUAUAGAGGAGGAGCUUAAAGUGAAGGGGAGGGGCUGAUGAUGAGAUGGAAGAGCUACUGAUUAAGGGGAGGAGCUAAUGAUAGAGGAGCAGCUGAUGGUGAAAGGGAGGGGCUUAUGAAGGAAUGGAAGAGCUACUAAUUAAAGGGAAGGGCUAAUGAUAGAGGAGGAGCUGAUGGUGAAGGGGAGGGGCUGAUGAUGAGAUUAAAGGGCUACCUAUUAAGGGGAAGGGCUAAUGAUAGAGGAGGGGCUGAUGGUGAAGGGGAGGGGCUACUGAUUAAGAUGAGGAGCUACUGGCGAAGGGGAGGAGCUAAUGAUAGAGAAGGAGCUGAUGGUGAGCAGGAGGGUCUGAUGAUGAGAUAAAAGAGAUACUGAUUAAGGGGAGGAGCUGCUGAUAUAGGGGAGGAGCUGAUGGUGAAGGAGAGGGGCUACCGAUGUAGAGGAGGAGCUGAUGAUUAAAGGGGACGAGCUAAUGAUAGAGGAGUAGCUAAUGGUGAAGGGGAGGGGCUUAUGAAGGAAUGGAAGAGCUACUGAUUAAAGGGAAGGGCUAAUGAUAGAGGAGGAGCUGAUGGUGAAGGGGAGGGGCUGAUGAAAUGGAGGAGGUACUGAAUAAGGGGAGGAGCUAAUUAUAGAGGAGGAGCUUAAAGUGAAGGGGAGGGGCUGAUGAUGAGAUGGAAGAGCUACUGAUUAAGGGGAGGGGCUAAUGAUAGAGAAGGAGCUGAUGGUGAAGGUGAGGGGCUACUGAUGUAGAGGAGGAGCUGAUUAUUAAGGGGAGGAGCUAAUGAUAGAAGUGGAGUUGAUGGUGAAGGGGAGGGGCUGAUGAAGAGAUUAAAGGGCUACCGAUUAAGGGGAAGGGCUAAUGAUAGAGGAGGGGCUGAUGGUGAAGGGGAGGGGCUACUGAUUAAGAUGAGGAGCUACUGGCGAAGGGGAGGAGCUAAUGAUAGAGGAGGAGCUGAUGGUGAGCAGGAGGGGCUGAUGAUGAGAUGGAAGAGCUACUGAUUAAGGGGAGGAGCUGCUGAUAUAGGGGAGGAGCUGAUGGUGAAGGAGAGGGGCUACCGAUGUAGAGGAGGAGCUGAUGAUUAAGGGGAGGAGCUAAUGAUAGAGGAGCAGCUGAUGGUGAAGGGGAGGGGCUUAUAAAGGAAUGGAAGAGCUACUAAUUAAAGGGAAGGGCUAAUGAUAGAGGAGGAGCUGAUGGUGAAAGGGGAGGGGCUAAUGAUAGAGAAGGAGCUGAUGGUAAAGGGGAGGGGCUACUGAUGUAGAGGAGGAGCUGAUUAUUAAGGGGAGGAGCUAAUGAUAGAAGUGGAGUUGAUGGUGAAGGGGAGGGGCUGAUGAUGAGAUUAAAGGGCUACCAAUUAAGGGGAAGGGCUAAUGAUAGAGGAUGGGCUGAUGGUGAAGGGGAGGGGCUACUGAUUAAGAUGAGGAGCUACUGGCAAAGGAGAGGAGCUAAUGAUAGAGAAGGAGUGGAUGAUAUGAUGGAGGAGCUACUGGUUAAGGGGAGUGACUAAUGAUAGAGGAGGAGCUACUGAUUAAGGGGAGGGGUUACUGAUUAAGGUGAGAAGCUACUGACAAAGGGGAAGAGCUAAUGAUAGAGGAGGAGCUGAUGGCGAAGGGGAGGAACUGAUGAUGAGAUGGAGGCGCUACAGGUUAAGGUUAGGGGCUACUGAUAGAGGAGGAGUUACUGGUUAAGGGGAGGGGUUACUGAUUACGGUGUGAAGCUACUGACAGUAGCUGUUUUAGGCUAUAUGCACUAAAUUUAGAUGACUUCAUUUAUUUUGGAUUGUGCAAACAAAAUUCUCCAAUGAAGACGACAGUUGUACUCAUGACAGGUUCUGUUUGACAGUUUGGUCAUUUAUUUCACUAAUUUUGCGUCCGUUAUACCUAAACUUAGAAACGAUUUUGAAUUUCUGGUUUACCAUUAUGACUCCAAAGUGUUCUGAUGGUGAAUGAUGUUGAAGUAGAGCAGAGUGAAAUACAUCAUGCAAUCAACACUCACGGCUCAGCUAACAUAGUGAAAAGGGGAGGGGCUACUGAUGAGGGGGAGGGGCUACCUAUGAAAGGGAGGAGCUACAUAGGAAAAAGGAAGGACUGAUGCUAAAGGAGGGGAGGGGCUUAUAGUGAAGGGGAGGGGCUAUCAGCACUGAAACAGGAUCGCUUUAUUUUGUAUUGUGGAAAAUGAUCUAACAGAUGCUGAACAUGCAGUGCUCAAGAGGACGUAGAGUGUUGUUUGGGACACAACUAACUUUUGAAACACACAUUUGUUGACUUUUACUCUAACAUAAGAGUAAAACCCGUUACUCUGCUUGAUCCACCACACUGAUGCUGUUUCUCGUUGCCAACCCUGGACUUAUUGCCUCCUGCAGUGAAACUGGCUCUGAACAGAGGACACAUUCAGAUCAUCACAGUCUCUGUUCAGUCAAAUACUUUACACAGAACUGACACUUACUAACACUCAUAAUCCCGGAGAAGCUUUGCACACAUCUCUGUGCCCCCCUCACUCCUUCAAAAAACUCUACUGUGGAUCAGAGGAAAACUGAUAAACACACUGCAUUAAUAAAUGCCCUUGAUUCACCUA